This is a messenger RNA of Cinara cedri, 2909 nucleotides long. Lineage: Eukaryota; Metazoa; Arthropoda; Insecta; Hemiptera; Aphididae. The record is from the annotation of a GenBank genome assembly.
AAAUUUUGUUCCAUAUUUUUGUUACAGGUUUUGUAAAAACACGUACUUUUUAUUCAUUUAAAUUUUUAACGAAGUGGAUUAGUAUGAUUGUUAUACCAUUAAUAUUAAUCCAAAUGAUGUUACAAUUUACCGUUGCUUCAAAAAUCGAAAUAAAUUUAAAUAAAAUUUUUACUUUACAAAAUUCUUUACACGAACUAUGUAAAGUAAGUACGUGUGAAACCGAUAAUAGUAGUAAAGUCGAAUUAAACAAUGUAUCGUGUAUUAUAUAUUUUUAUGACGUCGAAGGAAACAAGCUAAAAGAAAACGAAACUAAGUUAAUAUAUCGUAAUUUUGUAGCUAAAUUAUUUAUCUGUAUAAACUGCACGUUCGCUGUAUGGGUUCAUAAUAAACUUCAACAUUUUCUAGUCACAAAUUUAUUACAUUUAAGUCAAUCAAAAUAUUCAGUACGCGAGAAUUUUUUACAAAUUAGUAGCACAGUGGACAGUUUAAAUAAAAUAAUGGAACACACUAAGCAAUUUAUAAACAUAUUAUUCAAUUUUAUGAACAUUUUAACGUACAGUGUAUUGAUAAAUAUAGAUUUAUUAAAAUCAUUACUGGCGUUAUGUUUCAAAUUUAAUUAUAUUAAUAUUUUAAUAUUUAAUAAUGAAAAUUAUUUAGUCGAUAAUUUUAUAUCUAAAGAAGUUCUCAUACAAAUAAAUGAUAUUCAAAGGAUUUUGGCGUACAAUUGUCAACUACCAAUUAUUAUUUAUGACAGUAAACAUUUUUACGGAUUUCCUAAAUACGAAUUAGACUUGAAUGAUGACACCAUUCAAAUUUUUCUGGAUUCAUUAACCGGAAUUGAUUUUGAUGAACCAACUAUGAAUUGUGAUUUAUAUACAAUGUUAUUAGGUGAUAUUAUAAUGAAUCAAAAUGAUAUUUCAUCGGAUGAGAUUUCUGCUGUACUAUUUCAUUUCGAAUGUGGAGAGGUCUCGGCCAAACAAUUCUUUGUAGAAAUUGAACAAUCACAUGAUCUUGAGGUUAUAUACUGGUAUAUGAAAGCGGUAUACAAUGCAAUCAUGCAAAUAAUAUUUUUAAAAAUUAAUAUUCAUUUCGGUUUAGAAAUUGGAAUUAAAGAAUUGUCAGUAGAAGUUAUAAAUAUUUUUGAAGAAUUCAAUUUUCUCUUUUCUUUUUACACUGGCCUUGUACCCGAAUUGGUGAAUGGCUUUUAUAAUCUAAAUGAUGAAACAGAAUUUAAAAGUUCUCGAAUGGAAAAAAUUAAAAAUGGAAUUGAAUUGUAUUUAGAAUCGAUUCAAAAAGACAAUCAUUUAAAAAAAUCACAGUUACCAUUUGUUGAAGUAAGAGCGGAUCGUAUAGAAUCAACAACAAUCGAUGAAUUUAUGUUUGCAAUGGCAGAACAUAUUACUAAAUACAAAUGCUUUGUUCGUUUGUUUGAAUCAUUAAACACGGAAUAUACCAGAUACUACUCACCCCUUAUGAAUAAAAUAAAGAAAAUAAAUUCUUUUAUGCAUAUUAACCUUUGCACAAAGUACAAAUUUGUAGAGAAAUCGGUUGUGACAUUGGAUGCACCUAGUCUAUCACCGUGGAUAAUUGAACCGUUGAAUGGUAACAUUCGUGGAAACCAAGACAAUUGUAAUUACCUUAAAAAUAUGUAUCAAUUCAGCUAUGAACAUUUCCAAGCUCUCAGUACUAACAGUUUAUCUUCAGACAUAAACACAGAUCACUGUAAAGAAGUUGGAAGAAAUCUUUAUCAUGCCAUAUAUUAUAUUAGUUUUAUAAUCACUAAGAACGAUGAUAUGUCUUUAUUGGAAAUAACUUAUAAUUUGAUUUCUGUAGAGUUGUUUACGAAAGGUAAUCUUAAUCGCAAAGUUUUAUGUACUGAUCUAGAACGAUUAUUGUGUGUGAUUAUAACUCAAUUAAAUUCGUACAUGCUUGAAUAUUGUACGAGUACUUCUUCUGAUUAUAAUCCUUUAUUAAUUGAUGAUGAACCUAUAAAUCCGAUUAAUACUGAUGACUUUCUUAAAAAAAUUGAUAUUUCCGCUAUUGUAAAUACUACAUUACCGAAUUUAGAUGCAUUGUUUAACGCAUAUGAAAAUACAUAUCCUAAUAUUAAAGCGUAUGAUAACGUUAUACAGUUUUAUUGGAAUGGAGAAUGUAAAUCAAUAAGUCAAAUUUUUGCGAAUUUAAAUAACAUUAUUUUGGGAUCGUCAUAUAUUUAUGCGUUUUAUGAUAUAUAUUUCAAAUUUUUUCUUGCAGUUAUUUAUUAUGAGACAAAAACACUUUUUAAUACUCUAGAAAGUAUUUAUAAAGAAACAAAAGCAGUAGAUAGUAGCGCUCAAUUCAAUUUUAAAACUUCAAUGUCAAAAAUCAUAAACAAGAAUAUAAUAAAUGACAAUUUUUUUCCAGAACAUUUUAAAAAAACUAUAGAUUAUUAUCAUGAAUAUUGCCUUAAUAUGCAUUUCGAUAUCUUAUAUCGUGGUAUGUUUAUUGGUCAAGGCUAUAAAAUAAUAGAAGAUAAUUUUAAAUUAUUCGGUGUUGAAAUAAAUCUGAAUGAAAAUAAAUUGGUAACACCAUUUUUUGAAAAUAAAUCCUCUAAUCGAACAUUUAGUUCUCAACGAAAAUCGUUCACAGAAAAUAAUAUUUCACCAAAAUAUUGUAUACAUGAUGUCAUGACCGGAAAAAAAUUAGCAUACACUAAAGUUAACGAAUUUAUUAAAUUGACCGAAGAAAUACAACCUGCAGUAGAAGUGGUUAAGAAAAUAUUUGACAAGUUCACAAAAUAUUAUCAUGUUUUACCUAAAUAUUUACUCAGAUAACUUUACCUUUGUGAUUUCUAUUAAAGGAGUAUAUUUUUCUUUAUUGCUAUACAUUAAUAUUAUUAGAGAUUUAAUGUUGGAAUAAUUUUUACUUGC